This is a messenger RNA of Cladocopium goreaui, 596 nucleotides long. The record is from the annotation of a GenBank genome assembly. Lineage: Eukaryota; Dinophyceae; Suessiales; Symbiodiniaceae.
AAUCAAGAGGGAUCAAGAUACCCGUUUGUCCACUGAUGAGAUCCAUUGAGUUCAAUUGGCAUUUGCAGGUGCCAUCUUCAAGCACCUUGGCAAGCGAGUCACCUUCGAGCAGCAUGGCCGGUGAAAUGCCAAAUAGCCAGUCCAGGGUCAAGAUUGCAAUGAAGAUACCACAGCAGCUUGGUGGGCUUCGAGCAGUGGCUGGUGAAGAAAAGGAGGGCGCUCCAGCAAUCACUCUUGUACUUCAGGUCAGCUCCAAGAAGCGCAACAUGGGGAAAGAACAGGCCUCAUUCCACCUUGCUGCUCAUCAUUCAGCGCAAUUUCGGCGUCUCUGGCAUCAGGUGGAGUGCGAAGCCCUUAGCCUGCAGGCGCUUGGUUUUGCAGAAGCUGAGUGUCACAAAAAGGCCAUGGCCAACGUACACGCUCGGGCUAUGGAAGGCUAUUUGGUUUGGCUCCAGAAUCGCCGAGAGCCGCAGAGGGACCGACAGGGUCGUGAGAAGCUGUCGUUUUUGCUUGGACAGGUGCGAAGUGGCGCGCUGGGUUCAUUCUGUAUGGUUCAAGUCCAGAGGAAGAUAAGAAACUUACUUAACUUACUGUGA